GUGUGUUCGGAUUCGAACUCUUACUAAGGAAGCAUUUACAUUGCAUGUAAGAAAAUCGCAAAUGCAAAAUCGAAGAUGAGUAAGAAAGCUUAAUUGGUGAAAUGUAGCUAUCCAUGCAAGAAAAACUCACAUAUUAUUUUGUCGCUCGCAUCCCUGAUUUCGCAUACAUGAUUUUUUUUUGCAUUCAGUGAAAUUGCUUCUAAAGUUUCACACGUGUCUAUAAGUUUGUCGGAUGCAGUUCCAUGUUGAGAAGAAUAAUCCCAAGAAACUGAAGCGGAAAGAUGUACUUCAUGAUUUAAAAACCUCGUAUGCUUGAAAAUUAUGAAUAUUGUAAUAAAAGUUGACAUGUUUUCGAGUGCUCAAAAAGACUUGCUUGUUUCAAACAACUUUUUUCCUCAAUCACAGCUGGUGAGCUUGCUUGUAUGAAUUAAAGGCAGUGAAAAUGAGUAUCUCAGAUACAUUUUUCUUCGCAAAUUAAGCUCACGUAUUUUCUCCGAAACUGUAACGUACAUAAACAAAACAAUUAUUUCUUGUUAAAUUGUUUGCUGAAUUAUUUUCUGUAUGAGUCUAAAACUGUAUUAAAAAAUAAGUGUUUUUAUUCAUUUGAGUCAAUGUUUUUAAUUGAGAAACUGUCAUUCUAUAAUAUUUAUGUUUCACUAUUAUUGAAAUAAAUAUGGCUGAACAGAAUCAUACUUUUAAGCAUUGUACUUCUCGUAGUCAAGAGAAAAGGGAACGUUUGAAAUUGAGCUUUGGUAAUUGUGGAAGUCGUAAGAACCCUUCUUUGUCUCAUUUUCCAGAUUGUCAUCUACCUCCUGUAGAAAGAGGAUGGGUUACUCACGGAAUGCAGAGUUCAGGAAAACUGAAAAUUUCUCCUGAAGUUACGUAUGAUUUCACAGCGGAUGAUCUCAAAGAUUUGGGUGAAAUCGGAAGAGGGGCAUUUGGAACUGUAAAUAAAAUGAUACAUAAAAUGAGUGGUACUAUAAUGGCUGUAAAGAGGAUAAGGUCUACAGUAGAUGAAAAAGAGCAGAAACAGCUUCUGAUGGAUUUGGAAGUUGUUAUGAAAAGCAAUGAUUGUAUCUAUAUAGUUCAAUUCUUUGGUGCAAUAUUUAAAGAAGGUGACUGUUGGAUCUGCAUGGAGUUAAUGGAUACAUCGUUAGACAAAUUUUAUAAAAUUGUGCAUGAGAAGCUCAAUCAAAGAAUACCAGAGAGUUUUUUAGGAAAAGUUACUAUGGCGACAUUAAAAGCGUUGAACUAUCUUAAAGAGAAAUUGAAUAUUAUUCAUCGUGAUGUAAAACCAAGCAAUAUCCUGUUAGAUCGUAGAGGAAAUAUUAAGCUUUGUGACUUUGGAAUUAGUGGCCAAUUAGUGGAUUCCAUUGCAAAAACAAGGGAUGCUGGAUGUCGACCCUACAUGGCGCCAGAACGAAUAGAUCCUGGUAGGGCCAGAGGCUACGAUGUUAGAUCUGAUGUAUGGAGCCUAGGCAUAACUUUGAUUGAGGUUUCAACUGGCAGAUUUCCUUAUCCCAAAUGGAACAGCGUUUUUGAACAACUCACUCAAGUAGUACAAGGCGACCCCCCUCAAAUAAGUCCUAACGAAAAUGGGAACACAUUCACACUAGAAUUUGUUAAUUUUGUUAAUACUUGUUUAAUUAAAGAAGAACAACAUCGGCCAAAAUAUAAAAAGUUGUUGGAGCAUCCGUUCGUGUUACGCUCCGAACGAGAAACAGUCGACCUCGCCGAAUACGUGGAGCGUGUUAUUGGCAGAGUUAGUAGCUAGUCUCUGAUAUUUCAAGACUUCAUUUCUAUAAACGAAUGGACUUUACUCAAAAUUGAGAAAGGAUAGAAACUAAAAAUCAAGAGAAAGAUUAUGUUAUAUCUUUUUUUUUUAAAAAAAAGAAAGAAAAAAUUUAAUUUUAAUAGAAGAUAAGAACAGGGAAAAGACUGUAUUGGAAGUGUACAGACUUCUAUUUUGCUGAUUAGUCUAGAAAACUGUAAAUGUCUUCAGAAAUUGUGACUCAGGAAUUAAUAGAUGAUUCAUAGCUAGAAAUUUAUUUAAAUCUACUUAUUGAUCCUUAAUAAUGAUAAUUAUAGAUUAAAUUGUGAAAAUUGUCAUUCUCAAGCAAACUUAGAAUCUAUAUAAAAAUGAUUUUAUAUAUAAAGAGAAAAAAAAAGCAUUUUUAUUGUUUUUUAAUAGUUAGCUAUUUUAUGGAGUGCAUUUAUCUUGUUAGGAGCACCUGAUCCUGUCUCUAUCCAAAUACUAUUGUAUUGUUUUUAGUAAGAUCUGAUAGUUCUUUAUUUGUCAUUUAGGUCAGAUUAGACUCUCAUUUGAAGCAUUUUACACCAUGAAAAAAAAAUUUUUUUUUAACUACAAAAUUUUACUUUUUCUUAAUUUGCCAGAUCAUGGGUUAAAAAUUUUUGAAAAAAUUUUCAAUAGAUGAGAAAAACCAGAAAUGCAAAUGGAUAUUAAUUUUCUCGAUAAAAGCAAUCGCGAGAAAUUGCUUUUUUAAAACUUGAAAUAUUAUAGGAUGCUGAGUGAGUGUUAUAUUUGUGCGUCAAUCAAAGGCUGUGGGAGUAAGGUUAAAUAUUUAUGUAGUUAUCGGGUUAUUCAAUUCAGGCAGAUACGCAUGGAAAGCCUGAAAUGAUUUUGUGAACUGCCACCUAUCCACUUUUGAAAUACAAAUUAUCUUUGUAUCGAAUGGAUCAUUGAUUACAUUUAUUUUAUCGAGUUAGAGUGGGUCACGUUCGGUUGUAAAACGAUAAAACAAAACGUGUGACUAUGAAAAUCUUUAUAACUUGAUAAAACAGCAAACAUAUAAAGUGAAUCCAUAACAGUUCAUUAACAGCAGUGUUUGAAGUCCGCCCUUCACAAAAACUUUUUGUCAUUCCACAUUCUCUCCAACUUUUCAUUCGACUUUUUUUCCUUUAAAAUAAUGUCAUUCACGAAUGAAACAUUUUUUUUUAAGAAGCAAAAAAGGAUGCUUAAACGAUACUAAAUCACGAUUGUAAAUUUCUCAGUUCUAAAAAUCACUUCAUUUGCCGUUAAAAGUGUUUUUUUUUAAUACUGGGAUGCAUUUUUAAAACUUGAACAAUAAUUUUUAUGAGAUUCAGAAUGGACAAGCGAAUGAGCUAUACAUGAAGGGAUGUUAUUUUACCCUUCAUCGAGUGAGCGAAUGAGGCAAUUUAAGACCCACAUUCUGAACAAAGAGGACAUGAACCCAUUAGUACAAGGGUAAACUAUUUUAGCUUCAUAGUCAUUAAACUAUUCGUUCCAAACCAAAAUUUUUACAUUUGAUUAUUAUUUAUUUAUUUCACUAAAAAGUAAAUUGAGAGCUUUUCGUUUACCGAAUUCUAGGAUUUAAAAAAAAUAAAGAAUCAUACUAGUUUGCUCAAAAGAAGGAAUAUGUCGUUUAUGUUCCGAAGUGAAUUUUAAAAAGGUGUAGUCGUGAAAGGUGAGGAAUCGAAGUUUAACAAAUGACUACUGAGGUAAGCAGGACUGAAAACACCUAUCUCUUUGAAGGAGGAAACAUGAUUGAAUAAGUGCUUUUUAAUGCCUUCCUCACAUCCUGCUGUCUAUUUAAAGAACUCCCCUCACCAUUCACAGUUUCAGUAACUAUGUUUAACUAUUUCAAGUAAGGCUGUUCAGUCAAUAUUUAAGGUAGGCUUUGAAGUCGGCGAGUCAAAGUUCUUGUUU
Molecule: messenger RNA, 3688 nt
Organism: Parasteatoda tepidariorum (common house spider)
Lineage: Eukaryota; Metazoa; Arthropoda; Arachnida; Araneae; Theridiidae
Gene: Mkk4
Product: dual specificity mitogen-activated protein kinase kinase 4
Biological process (GO): protein phosphorylation; MAPK cascade
Molecular function (GO): JUN kinase kinase activity; ATP binding
Source: RefSeq, a predicted model, not a curated record